AUGGCUCGAUCAAUAUUCAAUUUACCAUGCCUAGCCUAUGUUUAUCUCAUCCUUAGCUCUUGCACCAAUGGCAUUUUAGCAGCUGAAAGUGGUACGGACAGUCAAGGUGCCGUAUCCAGCGAGAGCAAGCUAUGCAGUGAAAUCGGUAUUGGUUUGCUGAAAAGAGGGGGCAAUGCGGCGGAUGCUCUUGUAGCUACGACGCUUUGCGUGGGCGUUGUGAGCUCACAUCAUAGUGGCAUCGGGGGUGGUGGAUUCAUGCUCGUUCGAGGCUCAGAUGGCCAGUAUGAGUCCAUUGAUUUCCGAGAAACUGCGCCUGCAGCUGCGUCGGAGAAUAUGUAUGAAAACAACGUGAUCGGAAGCGUUCGAACUGGGCUUGCAUCUGGAGUACCCGGCGAUGUGCGAGGGUUGGAAUACUUGCACAUAAAAUAUGGAGCUCUUCCUUGGAAAGCAGUUUGCCAUCCUGCUAUUCAUUUGGCGAGAUAUGGAUUUCUAGGCAAGUAA
This is a messenger RNA of Glarea lozoyensis ATCC 20868, 501 nucleotides long. Its product is annotated as N-terminal nucleophile aminohydrolases (Ntn hydrolases). Lineage: Eukaryota; Fungi; Ascomycota; Leotiomycetes; Helotiales; Helotiaceae. The record is from RefSeq and is a predicted model, not a curated record. The transcript is spliced from 4 exons. Gene Ontology annotation, cellular component: plasma membrane. Gene Ontology annotation, biological process: glutathione catabolic process. Gene Ontology annotation, molecular function: glutathione gamma-glutamate hydrolase. The coding region runs from base 1 to 501 and encodes 166 amino acids.